Glarea lozoyensis ATCC 20868 is the source of this 666-nucleotide messenger RNA. RefSeq names its product Ankyrin repeat-containing protein. Gene Ontology annotation, molecular function: protein binding. Bases 1 to 666 code for a protein of 221 amino acids. The record is from RefSeq and is a predicted model, not a curated record. NCBI's taxonomy places the organism in Eukaryota, Fungi, Ascomycota, Leotiomycetes, Helotiales, Helotiaceae. The transcript has a single exon.
AUGCCCCCUUCUCAGCCCAAUCAAUUCCUGUUGGCUGCCGACAACUCUCCCACUCUACUGCCCUUACUCCGAUCCGACCCCACACUCGCAUCUUCACAGGACGAGCAUGGAUAUUCUCUUCUCCACGCCGCCGCCUCGUACAAUCACAUCGAUCUUCUUCGGACACUCGUCAAUGAGUUCCAUGUUGACGUCAAUCUGAAAGACGAAGACGGAGAGACCGCUCUAUUCGUGGUGGAAACUGUGGAGUGUGCGAAGACGCUGGUGGAAGAGCUGCACGCAAGCAUUUCUCUCCGUGGGGAUGAUGGCACAACUGCUCUCGAGAAAAUCACCGAAGAAGGCGAUUUUCCUGAGGUUGCAGUCUAUCUACGGAUAAAGCAGCUGGAAAACGGCGUAGCACAGGCCCACGACGCUUCUGUCGCCUCUGAAUCGACUUCCAAUCAACCUCUCGCAAUCCCUGAAGGAGUGCAGAUCAACAUAGGGACACUCGCACCAGAUGAAAUUGGAGAUGAGGUGGUUGACCAAGAGUUCAAGAGGAGAAUUGAGGAGUUAGCAGCCCGCGAAGAUUUUCAGGGCGAAGUUGGUCAAGCACAACUGAGAGAACUCAUCACGGAAGCAAUUAGAGGUGACAUAGGACAUGAGAGGGACGUAAGAAGACGUACUAGCUGA